This is a messenger RNA of Dictyostelium purpureum, 363 nucleotides long. RefSeq lists its product as uncharacterized. The record is from RefSeq and is a predicted model, not a curated record. NCBI's taxonomy places the organism in Eukaryota, Evosea, Eumycetozoa, Dictyosteliales, Dictyosteliaceae. The transcript has 2 exons. Bases 1 to 363 code for a protein of 120 amino acids.
AUGGAUAAUGGAAUAAUUGAAAUUGAACCCAGUGAACUAAUGUUUAGUCCAAAUAGUAAUAGAGUUGGGCUUACAAUUACAAACAAUAGUCCAGAACCACUCGACUUAGAAAUAAGAAUUAAAAGUAGUUGUUCAGAGAAAUUUAAAAUUCCCUAUCUCAGAGGAGACGAAAAUAGAACAAUUUGUAAUAAUAAUAAAACAGGCACCGUUCCAUUGUGCCCACAAGAGCAUCAACUAUUUUAUGUAUAUCAUGAGCCAAAUAGUAACACAUCUCCAUCUUCAAAUGCACAGUUAGAGUUAGAAUAUAAAGACCAAAAGGGUCAACAGAAUGUUGUAUCUAUACCACUUAUUAUUUCAAAUUAA